Molecule: messenger RNA, 7469 nt
Organism: Lagopus leucura (white-tailed ptarmigan)
Lineage: Eukaryota; Metazoa; Chordata; Aves; Galliformes; Phasianidae
Gene: NRXN1
Product: neurexin 1
Exons: 20
Coding region: 1-4461 (1486 amino acids)
Source: RefSeq, a predicted model, not a curated record
AUGGGGGCGGCGCUGGUGCGGCGCGGGGGCUGCCUGCUGCUCUGGCUGGCCCUGCUGCUGGGCUGCUGGGCUGAGCUGGGCAGCGGGCUGGAGUUUCCAGGGGCCGAGGGGCAGUGGACCCGCUUCCCCAAGUGGAAUGCCUGCUGCGAGAGCGAGAUGAGCUUCAACAUGAAGACGCGCAGCUCCAGUGGGCUGGUGCUCUACUUUGACGAUGAGGGCUUCUGUGACUUCCUGGAGCUCAUCCUCACCCAAGGUGGGCGGCUACAGCUCAGUUUCUCCAUCUUCUGUGCUGAGCCUGCCACCUUGCUCUCUGAUAUGGCGGUCAACGACAACCUUUGGCAUGCCGUGGUCAUCCGCCGCCACUUCAAGAACACCACUCUGAUCAUUGACCGGGCUGAGGCGAAGUGGGUGGAGGUGAAGUCCAAGCGGCGGGACAUGACUGUGUUCAGUGGCCUCUUCUUGGGGGGACUCCCGCCGGAGCUGCGGUCGGCGACUCUAAAGCUGACACUCUCCUCUGUCAAGGACCGGGAGCCCUUCAAGGGCUGGAUAACAGAUGUUCGGGUCAACUACACACAGACAUCGCCAGUGGAGAGCCAGGAGGUGCGGCUGGAUGAUGAGCAGAGCCACCUGUGUGCUCGGGAGGAUGUUUGCCUCAACGGAGGUGUCUGCUCGGUGCUCAACGACCAGGCUGUCUGCGACUGCUCCCAAACGGGCUUUCGGGGGAAGGACUGCAGUGAAGGUCUGGCGCACCUGAUGAUGGGCGACCAAGGAAAAGAAGAAUAUAUUGCAACGUUCAAGGGAUCAGAAUACUUCUGCUAUGAUUUAUCUCAGAAUCCUAUACAGAGCAGCAGUGAUGAAAUAACUCUAUCAUUUAAAACACUUCAGAGAAAUGGACUGAUGCUUCACACAGGAAAAUCGGCUGAUUAUGUCAAUCUUGCACUGAAGAAUGGAGCUGUCUCCUUGGUCAUUAAUUUGGGCUCAGGGGCCUUUGAAGCACUGGUGGAACCUGUGAAUGGGAAAUUUAAUGACAAUGCCUGGCAUGAUGUGAAAGUAACCAGGAAUCUGCGUCAGCACUCAGGCAUUGGACACGCUAUGGUGACAAUAUCAGUGGAUGGAAUUCUGACCACUACGGGAUACACACAAGAAGACUACACCAUGCUGGGCUCUGAUGACUUUUUCUAUGUUGGUGGCAGUCCUAGCACAGCAGACCUCCCGGGGUCACCAGUCAGUAACAACUUUAUGGGCUGUCUCAAAGAGGUUGUAUAUAAAAAUAAUGAUGUCAGGUUGGAGUUAUCUCGACUUGCCAAACAAGGAGAUCCUAAGAUGAAGAUUCACGGGGUAGUAGCAUUUAAAUGUGAGAAUGUUGCAACCUUAGAUCCGAUCACAUUUGAAACACCAGAGUCUUUCAUUUCUUUGCCAAAGUGGAAUGCCAAGAAAACAGGCUCAAUAUCAUUUGACUUUCGUACAACUGAGCCAAAUGGUUUGAUUCUUUUCAGUCAUGGAAAGCCAAGGCACCAAAAAGAUGCCAAACACCCACAGAUGGUGAAAGUUGACUUUUUUGCCAUUGAGAUGCUUGAUGGCCACCUCUACCUGCUGUUAGACAUGGGAUCAGGUACUAUAAAAAUAAAAGCGUUGCAGAAGAAGGUGAAUGAUGGUGAAUGGUACCAUGUGGACUUUCAAAGGGAUGGACGGUCAGGGACCAUAUCUGUGAACACGUUACGUACACCAUAUACUGCACCAGGGGAAAGUGAAAUCCUUGACUUGGAUGAUGACUUGUAUCUUGGAGGCUUACCAGAAAAUAAAGCAGGCCUGGUCUUCCCAACAGAGGUGUGGACAGCACUUCUCAAUUAUGGAUACGUUGGCUGCAUUAGAGAUUUAUUUAUUGAUGGUCAGAGCAAAGACAUUCGACAGAUGGCUGAAAUUCAAAGUACAGCUGGAGUAAAACCCUCAUGCUCGAGAGAAACUGCAAAGCCAUGCCUUAGCAAUCCCUGUAAAAGCAAUGGUGUAUGCAGGGAUGGGUGGAACAGAUACGUUUGUGAUUGCUCUGGGACAGGGUACCUUGGCAGAUCUUGUGAAAGAGAGGCAACAAUAUUAAGCUAUGAUGGAAGUAUGUUUAUGAAAAUACAGCUCCCUGUUGUGAUGCACACAGAGGCAGAAGAUGUUUCUUUACGGUUCAGGUCUCAGCGAGCUUAUGGCAUUUUAAUGGCAACAACUUCCAGGGAGUCUGCUGAUACCCUCCGGUUGGAGUUGGAUGCGGGACGAGUAAAACUAACGGUCAACCUAGACUGUAUCAGGAUUAACUGUAAUUCCAGCAAAGGUCCAGAAACCCUUUUUGCUGGCUAUAACCUCAAUGACAAUGAGUGGCACACAGUGCGUGUGGUUCGACGAGGAAAAAGUUUAAAGUUAAUGGUGGAUGACCAGCAGGCCAUGACAGGUCAAAUGGCUGGUGAUCACACACGGCUGGAAUUCCACAACAUAGAGACUGGAAUAAUAACAGAACGCCGCUACCUGUCUUCUGUGCCUUCUAAUUUCAUUGGGCAUCUACAGAGCCUUACAUUUAAUGGCAUGGCAUACAUUGACUUAUGUAAAAAUGGAGACAUCGAUUAUUGUGAGCUAAAUGCAAGAUUUGGGUUCAGAAACAUCAUAGCAGACCCUGUAACCUUUAAAACAAAAGCAAGUUAUGUUGCAUUGGCCACAUUGCAAGCAUAUACAUCUAUGCACCUUUUUUUCCAGUUCAAAACCACCUCUCUGGAUGGAUUGAUACUUUAUAACAGUGGCGAUGGAAAUGAUUUCAUUGUGGUUGAAUUAGUAAAAGGAUAUUUACACUAUGUGUUUGACUUGGGAAAUGGUGCAAAUCUCAUCAAAGGAAGUUCUAAUAAACCUCUGAAUGACAACCAGUGGCAUAAUGUGAUGAUAUCAAGGGAUACCAACAAUCUCCACACUGUAAAGAUUGACACAAAAAUCACAACUCAGAGCACAGCUGGAGCCAGAAAUUUAGAUCUCAAAAGUGAUUUAUAUAUUGGAGGAGUGGCCAAAGAAAUGUAUAAGUCCUUACCAAAGCUGGUGCAUGCAAAGGAGGGUUUUCAAGGCUGUCUUGCAUCAGUUGAUUUGAAUGGACGGCUCCCUGAUCUAAUCUCAGAUGCUCUCUUCUGCAAUGGGCAAAUAGAAAGAGGAUGUGAAGGCCCCAGCACAACGUGCCAAGAGGAUUCGUGUGCAAACCAGGGAGUGUGCUUGCAGCAGUGGGAUGGAUUCAGUUGUGACUGUAGCAUGACCUCCUUUAGUGGACCAUUAUGCAAUGACCCGGGAACAACGUAUAUCUUUAGCAAAGGUGGUGGGCAAAUCACUUACACGUGGCCUCCGAAUGAUCGCCCAAGCACUCGCGCAGACAGAUUGGCAAUAGGGUUUAGUACUGUUCAAAAAGAAGCCGUGUUGGUACGAGUGGACAGUUCUACCGGGCUUGGAGACUAUUUAGAGCUGCAUAUUCACCAGGGAAAAAUUGGAGUAAAAUUUAAUGUUGGCACAGAUGACAUCGCUAUCGAAGAAAUCAACGCCAUCAUUAAUGAUGGAAAAUACCACGUAGUACGUUUCACGAGGAGCGGUGGCAAUGCCACUUUACAGGUGGACAACUGGCCAGUUAUCGAACGCUACCCAGCAGGAAACAAUGAUAACGAGCGCCUGGCGAUUGCUAGACAGCGAAUUCCAUAUCGACUUGGUCGAGUAGUUGAUGAAUGGCUACUCGACAAAGGGCGUCAACUCACAAUCUUCAAUAGCCAAGCAACCAUAAAAAUUGGAGGCAAGGAACGGGGCCAUCCUUUCCAAGGCCAGCUCUCUGGUCUUUACUACAAUGGCUUGAAAGUUCUGAAUAUGGCAGCAGAAAAUGAUGCCAACAUCGUGAUAGAAGGAAAUGUGAGACUUGUUGGUGAAGUGCCUUCCUCCAUGACAACCGAGUCCACAGCCACAGCGAUGCAGUCUGAGAUGUCAACAUCAGUCAUGGAAACCACCACCACUUUGGCCACGAGCACCGCUAGGAGAGGGAAGGCCCCGACAAAGGAACCUAUUGGCCAGACCACAGAUGACAUCCUGGUGGCCUCGGCUGAAUGUCCCAGCGAUGAUGAGGACAUUGAUCCCUGUGAGCCGAGCUCAGGUGGGUUAGCAAAUCCUACCAGGGCAGGAGGAGGAAGGGAGUAUCCUGGCUCAUCUGAGGUGAUUCGUGAAUCCAGCAGCACAACAGGCAUGGUAGUUGGGAUCGUGGCGGCAGCAGCGCUGUGUAUCCUCAUUCUCCUGUAUGCCAUGUACAAGUACAGGAACCGAGACGAAGGAUCGUAUCACGUAGACGAGAGUCGAAACUACAUCAGUAACUCAGCACAAUCCAAUGGGGCUGUAAUCAAGGAAAAACAGCCCAACAGCGCUAAAAGUUCCAACAAAAACAAGAAAAAUAAGGAUAAGGAGUACUAUGUCUGAUCUCAACAUCUAAAUGAACGCUUGUAUAGAAAUAGUCUUCAUUUUAUCUGAGACAUAAUACAAACUUAUUUACUUUACUUUUUAUGAAGCACAUUCAAAAACAAACAAAAAAGACAGGGAAUGCAAUCAGAAAGGAAAGACUGUUUUUAAAAACAAGCAUUUCAUGCUCUUGUUUUUCAGAAACGGGAGCUGAUAAAUUCCCUAACAUCCACAGUGUUUUCAUUUACUCUGCCUGUCUUUAUGUUGCUGGAACAGUUCUGAAAGACAAUGAUGGCACCACGCAUUCAUAAAGCAAGGAGUAUUACUACAACAUCAAGGCACAAUAUGAAACAAAACAAAUUUAAAACAAAACAAAACAGGAAAAAAAAAAAAAAAACAGAAAAAAGAAGCUACCUAUGAUUCUGGAUUUAGCCAAAGUGCUAGUGCUUUCUUGAGAAGUGAGUUAGUCUUAUUGUCAGAGAAGACUGUCAUUAUAUAUGGUGACUCAACAAGCAAACAUAGACAGUUUGCCGUCUGGUGCAGUGAAGCAGUGAUUGGAAACUUGCAUUUGAAACAAAGUGCUGGCUUUUCUGAAGACUUAUGUAGAAAUACUUUCAAAAAGCCCCUUUCUGGUUGUGAGGAAAAUAGUACGGAGGCCUUAUUUUCAAAAACAAAACAAAACAAAAAUCUGGAAUAUAAGGCACAUUUCCACAAAAAUAAAAAAUAAAAAACGAAAGAAAGACGAGGAAACAAGAGGGCAUAGAUGCAAUCAUUGGGAAAUUUUCAUGCACGCUUAAUAUGUUAUUACAUAUGUUUAUAUAAAAACACAUCUAUAUGUGCUUUCUGGACUGUGAUAAGUGAUGUUUUAUAGCCUGUUGUAUAGAAAAUGCAAACUAUAUCCGCUCUUCAGCCAUUUUUGGUAAACUCAAUGUUAUAAGUGUUGCUAGGUAUAGAGAGUUUUAUGACAUCUGGAGCAACAGACAUACUUCAGUUUUUUUGCAGCCAUUAUAAAUUGUCACAGACUUUUUUUUCCUUUGAUUUUUCUUUUUCUUUUUUUCAUUUUAAUUUACAGUGUAGUGGUUAUACUAAGGGGGACGUGUAUGAAUGUAUAUAAGAGUCAGCUAAUUUUUUUCUUACCUGUACAGCCUCUAUUCUGUUGCAAUUAAGUUCUCGUAGUUUGUAUGAAAGAAGUGGACUAGAAAGCAAAAAUAUAUACCUAUUGUAAUUUUUCUUCUCCCUCCUAUCCCCAUCUCUCGCUCCCGAUUAUGCAUCAAUGAAGUUGAUCAGAAUGGCCAAAUUUCCUAGAAAUAUACUUUCAUUAAUUAGCUAAAUAUUUAGAGACUGAUCUUUGGCUUACAGUCAGAGCUUCACUAUUGAAGAGCAUGGUUUGCCUUACAGGAACCUCUUCUUACAAAAUCAUGAGAAUGAUGAGUUUCUUGAGAAUCUUAGGAAGUAUCAUAUAGUGUUAAUCUGGCAUUCAGUUUUACGAACAGCAGUUACUACAUCAUUGAGUGGUAUAAGAUCUACAAAGACCCAUUUUAAUUAUCCAGGCUGAAUCUACUGCAGAAUUUACCCCUUUCUCUAAAAGAAAUAAUCUUGAGGUGCACGAUAGUGUUUUUCAAUGGUGGGCAUUUUGACACAUAAAAAAUAUUAUUUAGCUAAGUUGAUUGUGCAGUAUUGCAAGGCGUCAUAACCAGAUAAAUAUAAGUUCAUCAUGUUUUAAAAUAAUAGCUUUUCUCGCAUAUAUAAAGCAUUAAUGCAUUUUAGUUAAAUGUAUUAAAUCUAAUGCUAUAAUUUACAUGCUAAAGGGUUGUUUUGAUUUAUUAUUUUUUUACAGUAUUGUUUUGUUAGGUUCACAGCAAUAAAUCAUAGCGUAACAUUUUAUUUACAUGGAAGUUCAAAGGGAAUACAUUAGACAGAAAGAGGGUAGUUUGAUGGAAAUCCAACCAAAUCAUUGGAAGGCCUCCUGAGACGGAAUAUAGAUGUUCACACUUUACAGGCAGGAAGGAGGAAUAUAAAAUCAGCUUUAAACAGCAGGCACAAAACUGGUACAGCUAUCUGUCUGGGAGUCAGAGCACCUUAAAAAUACAUGUAGCUGACACAAAAAUGCCUCUUUUGAAGGUUGGCAACCUCAACAAGGUGUGUUAUGUUGUAUUUAUGAAAUGAUUUUUUUUUUUUUUCAGAGAAAUGAGAACAGCUUCACAAAAUUUAUUCAAAAUUGCAUAGAUGGUUGUUCACCUACGGCAUUUAAUUCCUCCCACCUUUGCAAGACAGCUGUACUCAGGGAAAGGCAGGGUAAGUUAUACUGAUGGUCAUUGCUGGGAGCAAGAGACUUGAGCUGGAGGCAGGAGAGAAGUUGAAAGCCAGGUGGUGGUCAGUAUUGAAAGAUUUCAUUGCCUGAAGAAAUGUGGAAAAACAAGAAUAAACUGAUGGUAGGAGAUGGGACAAAGCAGAAUACGGUUUGGGUGAGAUGGAAUGGUCUUUUCUGCUUGGUAUUGAUUGCAUUCAUGAAAUAGCAUGGUUAGGUCAACUUCCAGGCAGUUUGGUAGAUUAAUCUUUAAAUAAAUCCACACAUCAAGGAAAAAAAGUUCUGUUACUACCAUAAGAAACAAACACAAUUUUAAUACUGUUUCUGAAGGUUCUCCUAUUUCCUCUUUAAUUUUGUAAUUUAGCAAAAAACAAAUACGGAUAUAUCAGAAGUGCCAGCAAAUGGAUUUAAUAUUCCUUUGUGUUUAAAAACAGCAGCAACAACAAGCAAAUAGACAUAAAACAACUACCUAACAUAAAAUUGGAUCCCUACUCUAUAAUAAUCUAAUUUGUUUGACUGAGAUGGCUUCAUUUCUAUGACUGUAUUGUGUUGCCUUUUUUAACAAAACACUAAAUAAUGUGUGAAACUUUCAACCCUAAGACAUCGAAGAGAGGCCCAAUGCCCCUAACCUUAUAGUGCUUUCUGUGAUAUAUAUUUACGAUUUUUUUAUUUGUUGCAAGGCCAAUUUAUUCAUUAUCGGAAAUGCUAAGCAAGUGGAAUU